AUGGCGCGAAUUGAAGACGACGACGACGCAGAAGACGGAGACGACUUCCAAGGCGAAACCACAGCCGUCAAAGGCGAAUAUUCCUGGCCAGCACAAUCGUCGUCAGAUAGCAUGAGGACCGAAAUUGAUGUGACGACUCUCCUUGCGCAGCAUGCCCCUAGACAUCUCGAAUCCCCAGAGCCGUUCGAGGACGAUAUACUUCCUCAGAACUCGCCUCCUGAUCUUACACCCCACCAGAGCUCGCGGCCUGGAACGGAACAGAGACAGAGGGUGGCGAGUACCAUGGAGGAGAGAUUAAUGGUUAUGCCGCAAUUGCGCGAGUUGCCCUGGCGGGAGGGGAUUAGAGCCGGGGCGGAAAACGAGACGGGAGGAGAGUCGCGGCGGAAACAGAUUCGAUUUGGGUGCUUGCUGGCUACGAGAGGAGAGAUCCAGCAGAAUCCUUGUCUUAGUUGCGCCAAUGGUCGAGGGAAGUUCAGUGUUUGCGUCGCAUUAGAUGGGUUCUUCAAGGGAGCUUGUGCCAGUUGCCAAUUAAGCGGCCGGCCAAACCGCUGUAGUAUCAAGAAGAACGAAGGCGAGUUUUCUCUUGUUCAAGUGGGCGAAAUCGCAGAGAGCCCAACCCUCAACCCGCCUUUACCGGAAGAGCCCAGCUCCUUUGUAGAUCAUGGACACCCACCGGAAGCAAAACGAAGGAAAACAGACGCGGUUCCGGAAUGGGAAAGUGCAAGACCCCAAUGGGAGCAGGAACUGGGGGAGUCUCAUGCGAGGCAACAGAUGAACGAAAUAGUGCAAAGACCCUGGCCAACCGUCAACAACUCUCCAGCGUCCAUGCCGAUUCAGCAGGCGAUGAUGAACGGUAUGAAUGGCUCAGGAUCAAGGCCACCUGAAGGAGCCCAUCCGCCCCGUGAUUCUCUGGGGUGGGCAUCUGUAAAUCAACCAGUACCGAUGCCAGGACAGGCUUAUAGGAAUAGUGCCGAUGGUCAGAGCUUCCGAGUCCUUGCUGAGCAGGGGAGGAGAGAAGACACGGGAAAUGACGACGGGCUUACGUUAAUUGAUACCCUUCCCAAAAGUGCUAUCGGAAGACAGAAAUCCGUAGGCCAGCAUAACGACCGUACCGUACUAGUGAUGCGCAUUCCACAAGACAACAAGCCCAAAAACCUGGAUGUGGCCGUUUCCUUGGUAUACCAGCUAAGAGCCCUCCCAGAAUUUACAUCCCAUACCUUGGAGACAGUUGGUGCGUAUACGGCAUUACCGGCCAAUACUGCUCCCACACUCACGAGCCCGGAUACUCUGACACCUCCGCCUCUUCCUAUCUAUCCGCAGCUGGCUACGAAUAUGUUGCUACAAGCCGGCAUUGCUAAGGAACAGUCACUGGCCGAGCAGAAGCGCAAUGUGGAAAAGAUCAUCGGUUUUCAAUCGAUGGUCUGA
Drepanopeziza brunnea f. sp. 'multigermtubi' MB_m1 is the source of this 1425-nucleotide messenger RNA. The record is from RefSeq and is a predicted model, not a curated record. NCBI's taxonomy places the organism in Eukaryota, Fungi, Ascomycota, Leotiomycetes, Helotiales, Drepanopezizaceae.